GGCUCUACGGCUUUACCUCCCCCUCUCAGGUGUUUUCUGAGGAAAGAGAAUUCCCACCCCUGCAGGGCGGCGGCUUGGGCAACAGGGCUGGGAACAGCAACGCCGAGCAGGUAACGGCAGAAUUUCAGCGUCACGCCACGUACUGGAGCUACCUGAGCCGUUCCCAGGAAGAAUGGGGCAUUAAAGGUCUGCGUUCCUCACAAACAGCGUGAGACCUUGAUCACGACUGCAGUUAUCACCACCAGGAACAGGGACAACCAGCUUUCAGAGCAACCGGAAUCCAACCAUCUUUCCUGCUACUCAGAGCUGGGUCCAGAACGGGACUGCGAAACAGAGAAGAGUGUUGACCUGAGGAUCAGUGGUGGGGUGUCCAGAUCUUAAGCAGGACUGCUCACCUGUGGGAUGAGAGGGUACAGUCUGCACUCGUCCACGAGUCACAUCUGCAGUCUGACAGGGCAUUGUUAAUCCUCCAAGUGGAUUGUGAACAGAUGAUUUCCUCCAGGAAAGACAAACUCCCAUCCCUCAGCCUAGAGGACACCUUCUUCCCCUUCUCUUCAUCAUCACAGAAGAGGGGUUCCCUGAUCCUUCCUGAGUCUAUUCACAGGCUCGAGGCUAUCGGCAAACCCCAGCCCGAGCUCGAUCCUGAUGCGCCAGGCUCUCCUGGGGCAGACAGCAGUUCCAUGUUACUGGAGAGAGACCUGAUCCUGGCUGCAGAGCUGGGCCAGGCGCUGCUGGAGAAGAACGAGGAGCUAGGAGCCCAGCUGGAGCAGCGGGACAGAGAGAUCGAGGCUCUACAGCAGGAGAAGCACGUGCUCCAGCGGAGGCUCGAGGUCCAAGAGCUAGAGGCAAGCCAGCGGGAUGCCGAGCUCCAAGCAGACGUUGCCGCACUCCAAGAGCAGCUGGACCGGCGGCUCAGCCAGGGCCGAGACCGCCGGCGGGAGGAGAACGAGCAGCUCACGCAGCUUUCCAGCCACAACCAGCGGCUGGUGGAGCAGCUGGCUGAGGCAGUGUCUGUGGAGCACAGCCUGCGCUCAGAGCUCCGCUCACUGAGGGAGGAGAUGGAAGAUGGGAGCCUCAGCCACUCCAUCAGCUCUGCCAGGCUGGAAAGCUUGCAGGCCGAGACCAGGGUACUGCAAGAGCGCAAAACCAAUUUGGAGGAGCGACUCAGCCUAAUGCAGGAGGACAACAGCAGGCUGCGGUCUGAGAGGGACGGUCUGAGGGAGAAGGUGAUAGAGCUGCAGACCACUCUGAGCGACAGAGAGGCAGAGCUCGACCAGGAGCGCAGCUCUGUCUUCCAGCUGCGCACCCUGAACCACUCACUGCAGCAGAGGGUGCAGGUGCUGGGGGAGGAGGCCAGCUUGGUGGAGGCCCCCUGCUUCCCCCUGUCCCUGCAGUGCGAGAUUCAGCAAUCACAGGCAAAAGAGGCCAUUCUCGCACAUUCUCAGAUCUUGCAAGACAGAGAGGGUGAAAUUCAGAAGCUGAAAGAAGAGCUGCAGUCCAGAGACAGAGAACUGCAGGCUUUGACAGCGGAGCUGCAGCCGUUCGGGCAAUCGCCAGGAAAGCCCAGCUACAGCGCGCUGGAGGCGGAGCUGGUCACGGCACGCCAGGAGCGCGAUUCCCUCAACCAGCAGCUCCUUAACACGAUCAAACACAAGGUGUUGCUGUCCCAGGAGGUGGACGCCUGGCAGGAGGACAUGAGGCUGGUGAUACGCCAGCAGGUCCAGCAGCAGGAGGAGCAGCGGCAGAGGCAGCACAGGGGCCUGAGCAGGAACUCCCGCACCAGCAUGUCCCUCAGAAUUCGAGGGGAGGGCGAGAAAAAAGGCUUCUUCUCCUCUCUGUUCAGCAGCGACUGAGGGCGUCGACCAGCGGAGGGAAAGCUCGAGACGCGAACUCGCUUUUUCAGCUGUAGCUCUCCGCUGCUCCACAAGACGAACCGGCGCAUUCUUUUGAGAAAUGUGGCGUUGCCCUAUUAAUGAUAACAUUUAAUACAUCUAGGGGGUGUGGUGGCGCAGUGACGCAGUGGGUUGAACCACAGUCCUGCUC
Molecule: messenger RNA, 2043 nt
Organism: Scleropages formosus (Asian bonytongue)
Lineage: Eukaryota; Metazoa; Chordata; Actinopteri; Osteoglossiformes; Osteoglossidae
Gene: bicdl2
Product: BICD family like cargo adaptor 2
Exons: 10
Coding region: 489-1853 (454 amino acids)
Biological process (GO): Golgi to secretory granule transport; vesicle transport along microtubule
Source: RefSeq, a predicted model, not a curated record